CUGAAUUCUCUUCUCGUAUGAAGUACAGUCUCCAAUCCCCGAAAAUGUAUUGGGACCCAUCCUCAUGAGCAUGACAUUGAAAAUUUGAGACAGAAUCCGAGGCAUCUAUCGUUCGAUUACGCCGACUUACAUCAAAAUCAUGUUUUGUUACUAGCUUUGUUCUUCUCGAAAAUUCGCACAGUCAAUCUAUUGAUUUCAGUCCAAUAUCAGAAUAUAGUUACAUCAUUUGAUAUAUUGGAUGGGACUCAAAAGCCAGAUUUUAGAGUCACAUGAUUCUCUGCGAACCACUGGUUUUGCUUUCACCAUGGGAACCAAUGCUUGGAGAGCUCUAGAAACUCUUGGUGUUGUUGACUCCCUACGGCAGCAGCAUGUCCGCCUUCAAAGGGUGAGUACCACUUCCACAGUAUCUGGGGCUACUACGCACGUGCCACUCACAGGCCGAGGCAAUUUUGGAGAAUACGAAGCGCGUUGUUUGAGGAGAGAUUUGAUGGUGGAAGGGCUAGCCAGAGAACUACCAAGAGGGUGCAUUCGGUUCGGGGCGAAGGUGGUCGGUAUCGAACGGAAGCACAAUGGAUCCUUGUUAUAUCAUCUUCACUUGGCUGAUGGGACCACUGUCAAAGCCAAGGUAGUGAUAGGGUGCGAUGGAGUGAACUCAGUGGUGGCAAAGUGGUUGGGAUUGCCAAAACCAGGCUUUGUAGGACGCACUGCUGCUAGAGGAUUAGCUCAUUUCUCGGAUGGCCAUGAUUUUGAGCCCGACCUGCAACAGUACUUCGGAGAUGGGUUUCGACUCGGAUUUGUGCCUUGUGAUGACAAAACCAUCUAUUGGUUCUUUACUUGGUACCCUUCUCAUCGAGAAAGAGAAAUUGAGGAUGACGCUGAGAAAAUCAAAGAAGUAAUACUGAAGAAGAUACGGGGAGUGCCCAAAGAGGCACAGAAUGUGAUUGAGAGAACAAAGACAAAUUGUUUAAUAGCAUCUCGUUUGAGGUGCAUGUGGCCAUGGAACCUCAUAUGGAGGAGCAUAUGCAGAGGGGCCGUAUGUGUGGCCGGGGAUGCAUUCCAUGCCAUGACUCCUGAAAUUAGGCAAGGAGGGUGCUCAGCAUUAGAGGACGGUGUGAUCUUGGCAAGAUGUCUAGGAGAAGCACUUCUAGAGAGAGAAAACCACGAGUUAGAGAGAGAAAAGGCAAAGGAGGAGGAGGAAAGAAUUCACAAAGCAUUGGUGAAGUAUGGGAGAGAGAGGAGAUGGAGGGCUAUUGAGCUCAUUACUACAGCUUACGUCCUAGGGUUCAUACAACAAAGCCGUGGGAGAGUGAUGACCUUUGUGAGGGACACUUUGUUGUCAAAGUUAAUGGGGAGGAUGUUAUUGAGAUGUUCUGAUUUCGAUUGUGGGAAGCUUUAUGUCUCUAAUCCUUAAUUCUAGACCCUAUAAUGCUUGGAGAUGCACACACUCGAUUGAGAAAAAUAAUAAUUUCAAGCUCAUGAGUGUAUUGUAACAAAUUAUCAAGACCGUCCACUUCGUCGUAAAAA
Molecule: messenger RNA, 1524 nt
Organism: Amborella trichopoda
Lineage: Eukaryota; Viridiplantae; Streptophyta; Magnoliopsida; Amborellales; Amborellaceae
Product: monooxygenase 2
Molecular function (GO): FAD binding
Source: RefSeq, a predicted model, not a curated record